Gastrolobium bilobum is the source of this 1652-nucleotide messenger RNA. Its product is annotated as ribosomal RNA small subunit methyltransferase-like. Gene Ontology annotation, molecular function: rRNA (adenine-N6,N6-)-dimethyltransferase activity. The record is from RefSeq and is a predicted model, not a curated record. Gene Ontology annotation, biological process: rRNA methylation. NCBI's taxonomy places the organism in Eukaryota, Viridiplantae, Streptophyta, Magnoliopsida, Fabales, Fabaceae. The transcript has 4 exons. Gene Ontology annotation, cellular component: mitochondrial matrix. Bases 218 to 1270 code for a protein of 350 amino acids.
CAAAAACCUUAAACCCCCACAUAACCGUUUCGCUCUUUUUCUUCAGAGUGCCGUAAGUGCCGUCACCCCUUUGUUAUCUCGUCCUCCACUCUCUCACCAAUCACCAUCAGUAACUUGUAAAGCCAAGGAGCAUUCCGUUGCCGGGGAAGUGACAAUUAGGGGGCCUUUGGUACGAAGGUUCCUGUGUUUCUAAAAGAGAUAUAGGCGCAUACCAUCGAUGGCAGGAGGCAAGAUCAAGAAGGAAAAGGGCAAGCCACAGCAACACACGCCUUACCAAGGUGGCAUAUCUUUUCACAAAUCAAAGGGUCAGCAUAUACUCAAGAACCCAUUACUUGUUGAUGCCAUAGUGCAAAAAUCUGGUAUCAAAAGCACUGAUGUAAUCCUCGAGAUUGGUCCUGGUACUGGAAACUUGACAAAGAAACUUUUGGAAGCUGGCAAGAAGGUUAUUGCUGUUGAGAUUGACCCACGUAUGGUUCUUGAGCUCCAGAAACGAUUCCAGGGGACCCCUUACUCCAAUCGCCUCACGGUUAUUCAAGGUGAUGUGCUGAAGACUGAGCUUCCUUAUUUUGACAUAUGUGUGGCAAACAUUCCCUAUCAAAUAUCUUCUCCUCUCACAUUCAAGUUACUCAACCAUCAACCUGCAUUUCGGUGUGCAAUUAUAAUGUUCCAGAGAGAAUUUGCUAUGAGAUUGGUUGCUCAGCCAGGUGAUAAACUCUAUUGUCGUCUUACGGUGAACACUCAGCUCCAUGCUCGAAUCUUCCACCUCCUGAAAGUUGGAAGAAACAAUUUCAGGCCUCCACCCAAGGUCGAUUCCUCUGUAGUACGAAUUGAGCCCAGAAAGCCGCGUAUUGAAGUUAAGCAGAAGGAGUGGGAUGGGUUUUUACGAAUUUGUUUUAACAGAAAGAACAAAACACUUGGUUCAAUAUUUAGGCAAAAGAAUGUCAUAUCUUUGCUUGAAAAGAACUACAAGACUGUGCAAGCAUUGAAAAUCUCGCAAGAAGGUUCACUGAAGGAAAUAGACACUAAAAUGGACUUCUCUAGUUUUGGUGACGAUCAAGCUAUGGAAAUGGAUGAUGAUGGAGUAGAUGAUGAUGAUGAAAUGGAAGUUGAGGAUGGGGAAGCAGAUCAGGUGCAAUCUGAGUUCAAGGACAAGGUUUUAGGUGUUCUUAAAGAGGGAGAUUUUGAAGAGAAGAGAUCGUCCAAGCUCACGCUGCAAGAGUUCUUGUACCUGCUUUCUCUAUUUAACAAAGCUGGCAUACACUUUUCCUGAUUUUAGAUUUAUCAUUUUCUUAUUGUUUCCUUUACUGUUUAAAUCUUUAGUAUUGGGCUGUUUUACAAGAGAGUGGUAUCAGAUACAAUUGUUCUAUACACUAGUUAAUCAUUUUUUUUUUUUUUUUUGGAGUUACCCAACCCUAAUUAUCUCUUUGAGACGAGUUGGCUCCCUCCGGUAUCCCCACGAGCUUCGACUCUUUGAGCCGGCUAUGGGACUAAUCCAGAGUGCGGGGGAACAGUGAUGGCUAAAGGUUCAGCCCCCUCCCCAAAAAUGCAUUCAGCGGGAAUCGAACACAUAUCCAACCCCACUAAUCCGGAGUGCGGGUGUUAAUCAUUUUAUUUUGUUGAGCUUAUUCAUGUAUGUAUAUGACCGACUAUGG